CAUCUUUGCGCCGUUCUCAACAGAGCAGAUAUACCGUUCAGCUCGAACGCGACCAGGAGGAGAGUAGAGUUUGAAUUGAAUAUCAGAUCAUGAAUCCCACAGCAUUAUUCGGAGGCCUGUGGCCGGCGCUGGGGCUGAACAUUGACCAUUGGUCUAGUCCCAGGGAUAUAUCGGACAGCGGUAUCUCUGGCCAGGUCUGCACAUGCCAGAUGUGUGGAACUGUUGCUCCACCGUAUACAAUUAACCUUUAUGAAAUUCGAAAAGUGGGUGAACUAGGCUGGACUUUCUUUUUCUGCCUUAAACACGUGCUCGAUUGUGAUAACAAAUCCAACGGUGUCUGGGAAGACCUUGAUACUCUCUCUCGGAGAACUUUGGAAAUUGUUAUACUUCGGUUGAUUCGAGCUCUCGAAGCCGGGGCGCGCCCACCAAACCGUGCCUAA
Messenger RNA from Penicilliopsis zonata CBS 506.65, 440 nucleotides. RefSeq lists its product as hypothetical. The record is from RefSeq and is a predicted model, not a curated record. The coding region runs from base 90 to 440 and encodes 116 amino acids. The transcript has a single exon. Lineage: Eukaryota; Fungi; Ascomycota; Eurotiomycetes; Eurotiales; Aspergillaceae.